Molecule: messenger RNA, 2244 nt
Organism: Glarea lozoyensis ATCC 20868
Lineage: Eukaryota; Fungi; Ascomycota; Leotiomycetes; Helotiales; Helotiaceae
Product: Zn2/Cys6 DNA-binding protein
Exons: 3
Coding region: 1-2244 (747 amino acids)
Biological process (GO): DNA-templated transcription; regulation of transcription by RNA polymerase II
Cellular component (GO): nucleus
Molecular function (GO): RNA polymerase II cis-regulatory region sequence-specific DNA binding; DNA-binding transcription activator activity, RNA polymerase II-specific; zinc ion binding
Source: RefSeq, a predicted model, not a curated record
AUGUCAUCACCUCCGGCAACAUCGCCAAAAACAGCAGAAUCCAAAUCGAAGCGCGCUCGCCCCACCAAAUCAUGCCUCGAGUGUCGUCGGAAGAAGCUCAAAUGCGACCGUACUCAGCCGUGUAUGCAAUGCAAGAAACUGGGCCGAGAAGCUCUCUGCACCUAUGCCUUUGGACCCGGUACGCCCGCCGGAGAAGGGGCUGAGAACGGCGAACGAAUGGUCAAGAGACCUAGAGUAGAGGUUUCUAACCUUGCCAGUUGGGGAAAUGGGGAACAAGUCAUUCCUUCACAGGUCAGAAGCAAUGAACACCUGACCCAAGAUCCACUGGCCGUUCGAGAAAGGACGGUAGCUGGUGAGAGAAAAUCGCCAGCGCCCUCUGGAAAGGUCUAUAUUCAAGGCUCAAGAUCGAAGUAUGUUGGACUUGGGAAUCAAAGGGCUUUACUUGACCAUUUCGCAGAUGAGAAAAGUUUCUUGUAUGCUAGUUUCCGCGAUAGUGAAGUGGCUGCUACAAUGACCGAAAUCUCAAAAUACCACAGUAUUCUGAACCCUAAGAUCAGAUCUGUCGGCCAGUAUUCUCUUAGCGAAGCAAUGUUCUCACAAAUGCUGCAAGCAUUGCCAGAUAACUCAACUAUCAAUUCGUUGGCCAGGAAAUACACAUCCAACCUAGAAAACGUUUUGAGGGUAGUCCAUAUUCCCGAGUACACGAAAGUUUGCUGGGAAAUCACGAUUAUGCGCCAAAAUCCAACUUCAAGGAGGCCAGCUCAUAUUUCCGAGGCUACUCUUGCUCAGCUACUGGCCACGUUGACGAUUUCUUCUCGUUUGAGCGAUACGAGCGAGGCAGGAGUGCAGCAGCUUCCCGAAGCUUUAAUAUCUCAGUAUCUUGAGCUAGUCAAGUGCUGGCUUGAGGGCUUAAAGGGAAAGCAGCGGAUUACCCUACCUGUCAUUCGAGUCGAAACACUCUUACUCAUUGCAAAUAUGUACAAAAUGAAGCCGCUUCCACAGCUGUGGAAGGAUUCUGGAAGUCUCGUCCGCGUCGGUAUGGUCAUGGGCCUUCACCGAGAUCCGGAAAGCAUUGUAGGGAUGUCACUCUUCGAGAAAGAGCAGCGAAGAAAGAUUUGGCAAACAAUUGUUGAACUAGAUUUGCAGUUCUCGCUUGCUAUCGGAUUGCCUCCUGCAAUUCAAUCGACCGAUUUUAGCUUGAAGCCGUUGCUGAACAUCGAUGACGAGGAUCUGACGGAAGGUAUGAUAGAAUACCCGAAUCCUCAACCACAAUCUAUUUGGACAGACGCCUUGCCACAGAUCAUUCUUGCAUCGUCCCUAAACGAACGACUUGAUACAGCAAAUAUCCUUGCCAGAAACAUCGACAUUGACAACGAUGCAGAAGAUAUCCUUUCGAGAGCCAAAUCACUUGAACAAAAUCAUCAAGCGCUGCAAGGUACUUUACCGCCACGUACAAAACCUCGGCAUACACUCUUCUCCAAUAUCCUUCUCGACGUUUUCAUUAGAAGAUAUUCUCUAGCGCUGUACAGAACAGUCACUUUGAGUGAACAGGGAUCGAACUUCCUGGAAACACGAAAAGGAAAUCUCAGAGGAUGUGUUGCGAUUCUUUCUCACCUAGAUGCUUUGGAUCCGGCCGUUGCUGAUCUUGACACUAUAAAGUCGAAGAACUAUCUAAACGUGUUUCACAUCCUGUGUAAGAACGAUAUUAACCAAGCUGCGCUGCUUCUAUGCUACGAGAUACGUUCAUUCAGAACUCCCGGUCGAGAACAGUCGAGCAUUCAUGAUGAAUCUACGCCAUGGACUAAACAUAGUCUGACAAGAAUAGUUGAAAACACGUUGAAUGGUUACCUGCAGAGAAUUGGAGAGUUUGGAAGCGAUCUCAAAGUCAUUCUACCCCUUUCGAUUGUUCUUCAUUCUGUCAGAUCGGACGGAACAUCAGAAGGUCAAAGAAGGCUUAUGAUUCAAGGAAUAGAGCGCGUUCUUCUUGCCUGUCGAAAAGCUGUCCCUGACGCUCGCGUUUCGUGGGAUUACAGCCCUCACCCGUCGAACGCUCACACCCCGAAUAGUCAGAUGCUCUCAACACCUUCCAUGCAGGAAACCACAAAUAACGUGGGAUCUCAUCUCAUGCCACAACACUAUGCCGACGGAUCGCUUCCGCUUGACGACAUGUCAGUUGACAGCCUCCAAUUCCAGAAGUUCGAUUUUGGACUCUUGGACUGGGAUUUUGGUCAGUCCUGGUCUUGA